AUGGUAGGCGUGGGUGGGUAAGUUGAUUCGAUGAUUGACCGAUCGACGCUACUGCGCACAUCAUGCCAUGACCCCGGGGCAUGACGAGCCAGGGAACAGUCAGGAUGGUAUAAGUGGGUGGUAUGGAUAAGAGGAGAACAGUGAAGGGCCACCUCUUCCAAAUACAUCCAGACAAGGGCCUGUUUCUCUUUUGAAGAGACGAUCACAUUCGCCGAUACCAACCCACUUUGCCUUGCCUUCCUCGUCAGUCACCAGUCCACUCACAAUGACAUCGACAUAUCGAUCUCCUCCACUUCACAAUCCACUCAGGUACAACAUUUGGAUCCCAGCUUCCGAUGGCAGCAGACUCGCCGCUUGGUUCUGCCCCGCUCUGGUCUCUGGCUCUUCAUCUGGGUGCAAAAGACCUGUAGUGGUGUGCGCUGGCGGUCUGGGCGUCAUCAAAGUACGUUGCUUGUUUCGCUUGCACGGAAAUUCGAUACGACGACACAAGAGAGCGGGGCUGUGCUGACCAAGGACAAGAUCGUCUUUCGUCGUUGUAGGAGAUGAGACUACCAGCUUACAUGUCCGCCUUUUCGAGCGCUGCAUAUCACUGCGUUGCAUUUGAUUAUCGAUGCUUUGGAGAGUCUACAGGAAUGCCGAGACAGUUGCUGGAUUUUGAGAGCCAGCAAGCAGAUUGGAAAUGUGUCAUUGAAUGGGUCGUGAAGAAUGGGCAGAGCAAAGGGGCAAAGGGCGGUCCUGAGGCCUCAAAGGAUUCCGUGACCGGAGCCCCAUCCCCACUCGCUGGAGAUUCCUUGCCGAAUUUCGCAGAUCUCAUCGACCCGACGCAGAUCGCCCUGUUUGGCACUUCCUUUGGCGGAGGGCAUGUGAUCAAGCUGUCUUCGCAGCUCCCUGCGCUAGGCUUGCCCAUCAAAUGUUCCAUCUCCCAAUGUCCAUUCACGGACGGCUACGCUUCCAGCAAAACGGUCAAGAGCAUCUACGCGAAGCUUUACGUCGGAAUUUGGGGAGCGACGGAUAAGGUCAGUGCCGUGGUGCGCGGCAAGGACGCUCCUCCGAUCACGAUACCCUUGGCGGCGAAAGAUGGCCAGCGUGAGUGGAGAAACGUGAUGGGGGCGCGACGGGACUCCCUCCGGUAGCCUAGAGGGACUCGAUCGGCUAACACUUUCGACAUGUGACUGGUUCACAUUGAUGAACUCCCUCGCAGCUGCGCUGAUGAAUGCCCCAGACGUCUAUGCGAAUUACAUUUCCCAAUUGCCAGCCUCCAUCAAGGACAAUUUCGUCAAUGCGGUGUCUGCGCGAACAGCUCUCUCUAUUCCUUUUCUGGUGCCAGGCUCCUACGCCGCUUCCGUCCAAAUCCCCAUCUUGUAUGCUAUAUGCGGCAAGGACUCGGUGGCGCCUGCUCAGACCACUCGAAGGUACGCUCAGGAGAGCGCAAGAGGAGAAAUCGCGUGGUUCGAAGAGGAGGGACAUUUUGAUCUGUAUCAGGGACAAGGGCUGGAGAAGGCUACUAGGAGAUAUGUACAGUUUCUUCAGGCACACUUGAAAUGA
Molecule: messenger RNA, 1545 nt
Organism: Ceraceosorus bombacis
Lineage: Eukaryota; Fungi; Basidiomycota; Exobasidiomycetes; Ceraceosorales; Ceraceosoraceae
Source: the annotation of a GenBank genome assembly